AUGGAUAAGGGAAAUUUGAAUGGUGUUAUCUUUCUUGACUUAAAAAAAGCAUUCGAUUGUGUUGAUCAUGGUAUUCUAUUAAGAAAACUUUAUAAUUAUGGAAUAAGAGGAAAUUCAUUUCAAUGGUUCCAGUCCUAUCUCUCUGAUAGAGUACAAAUGUGUAAAGUUAACCAAACAUUAUCUAACAAAAGAAUCGUUAAAUGUGGUGUGCCACAGGGCUCAAAUCUUGGCCCAUUAUUGUUUUUAUUAUAUAUAAACGAUCUUCCAAAUUGCUUGUCUUCAUCGGCUGCUAGCAUGUUUGCCGAUGAUACAAAUAUUUCUACACAUGGCUCAUCAGCGGCAGAAAUUCAGGAACAACUAAACCAUGACUUAGACAACAUACACCAAUGGUUGCUGGCUAAUAAGCUUACUUUGAAUAAAGAAAAGACCGAAUAUAUGGUAAUUGGGUCUAGACAAAGAUUAUCUAAAGUAUUAAAUGAGCCGGAAAUCCACGUAGGCGAAACAACAAUUAAACGA
Paramuricea clavata is the source of this 516-nucleotide messenger RNA. NCBI's taxonomy places the organism in Eukaryota, Metazoa, Cnidaria, Anthozoa, Malacalcyonacea, Plexauridae. The record is from the annotation of a GenBank genome assembly.